This is a messenger RNA of Chelonoidis abingdonii (Abingdon island giant tortoise), 2957 nucleotides long. It is a transcript of the gene LYSMD4, whose product is annotated as LysM domain containing 4. Lineage: Eukaryota; Metazoa; Chordata; Testudines; Testudinidae. The record is from RefSeq and is a predicted model, not a curated record.
CCCGGGAAGGUGCGUCUCCCGCCUCUGGUGCCAGGUGCUGGGUGCCUGCUUGCUGACAAGGCACACCUCGAAAUCACUGCCUCAGCAGCGGGCCUGCACUCCUACUCCGCUCUGCUUCUUGCGGGCCAUCCCAGGGUGCUGAUGGAGUCACCCCAUUAACCAGUCCCUUUGAGCCUUCUCCAGAACAUCCCCAGCUACAGCUUUCAAUUUGGUAGCUGCUUCUGCUGGUUCUUGGGAGAUGAUGUCCCUCUCAGGCUCUAGUAUAAAACAUGAGGCUCUAUGAGGGACGAACCAGAUCUUUCCAGGCUCCUGUCACUGUUCAUAAUUAUCCCAGCAGCCACAUUUAUGUGUUUAGAAAUGGCCGAUCAGAUCCGGAUGAGUCAUCGGAGGAGGAAUCUGAAUUCAUGGAAUUACGUCCAAGGGGCAAGGAGCAGCAGAGAAGCAGUUCUUCCCAAGAGAGAGCUGGGGAUGUGGUGCUACUGGAACGAGAGCUCACCGAGGGUGAUAACCUUAACAAGCUUGCGCUGCAGUAUGGGUGUAAAGUUGCAGAUAUCAAACGUGUCAACAACUUCAUGUGUGAGCAGGACUUGUAUGCUCUGAAGUCUAUCAAGAUUCCAGUCAAGGCCCAUGGGUUGUUAACGGAGACCAGCAAAGAGUUAAAACCUCCUCAGAAUGCACCUUCCCAGGCUGGAAUGACACUGAUUGAACUACCAGAGCCUGAUGGUGGAGCCACCACCAGCAGCAGCUCUAGUGAAAGCAGAUACCUGACUGACUACUUUAAGGGGAUUGACCAGACCCUUGAGGACAUAGUGCAAUCCAAAAUCCAUUUAAAUGCAGAUUACUGCAUGGAAGCACCAAACUGUCCCCCAUCCGGUUCAGUGGGACAAAAGGAGCCCAGUAAUGGUGCAGACUGUGGAAUCCAGUGGUGGAAUGCAGUUUUUAUCAUGCUUCUGCUAGGAGUAGUCUUGCCAGUAUUUUAUAUUGUCUAUUUUAAAACACAACAGACUGGGGCGGCAGCCCAUACCUCAAACACAACCUUUGCCUCAAAUAGCUCAGCUCAUGAAUUGGGGGGGGAAUUGUCACAGCACCUACCAGUCGUAGAAACCCUCAAAGCGAAGAUACAGCCCAGUACUUCCUCACCGCCCAACACCGAUACCCAGAAACCAGUAACUCUGACUCUACUGGAUUCAGGUGGCUAAUUUUUUUUUAAGUGAUCUUGACUGAACACAGGGUGAUGUGUUUUCUCUGAGUGAAUAAAGAUGUUUUGUAGCUUACCACGUCCAACAGACAUUUGGCUCUGCGUUUAUCAACCCUUCCAAGGGAAAGUAGCCUGCCCCAAUUUACUCUUAUUUGUUUCAGGCACCUCUCAAGAGUGGCUUUGUCUAAAAAUCUGAACUAGGCAGACACAUCAGAGUGUGUGCUCUUAAAUACUGUAUGGGUUAUUGAUUGGAAUGAUGCAAUCUAAUAGCACAUGAGAAGACACAUUUUGUAUGGACUGAGCAUUUUUUCCCCCACAACAACUUAAAGCAACAUUUUUCAUUCUCUGGCAGAACCAGGUGGGCCCUGCAUGUUUAACUCUGCGUAUGCCUUUCUAGCUUGAUAGACUAGCUCUGGUACAUGGCACUGUUAAAACUAAGCAGGACACUGGAUACUCUUAUCAAUGACAGUAUUAAGCUAAAUUGAGCUAGAAUGAUGGAGGGUCUUAGCCUGCUGUGAGCGCCAUGGAGGCAAGGAUCUGCCUGUGCAGGGAGGCCCUGUGACUUCAUUUGGGCUCCAUGCAGGUACCCAGAGCUCUCUGCAGGAACUGGCCCUUAAAAAGUUAUUCCUCAGUAACAUCCCUUGCUCAACAGUGGUAGCAAAAGUUCUGUUCAGCCGCAGAGUCCAGCCUGCCAGCAACCUGCAGUGGCCGACUCGGCCUAAAGGCAUCUUGAGCAUAGUGUCACUAGUCAGCUCACUGUGCAAAGACAAAGGGAUUGCCAUCUCCAGCACUGCGUUUCAGUCUAAAUGGUGUCCUUGCUCUUAGGAGUUUAAGCUAGAGGGAUUAGUGAGGAGUUUUCCAUUUUGUACAGGAAUAAAAAGUCAGGGGAAACCACCCCCAGCUAUUUUAGGAGUUCAGGAGGAGCAUAACUUGUACAAAGCUGGCGUAGACUAAUUUCAGGCAUCUUUAGGGCCUGUAUAGAUAGUCAGCCAUGUUUCUGAUCACCCAUCUCCAUGCAGAAGUAAGGUCUCGUGCAUGAGUCCACAUGGUUGUGACAGAGCCUAAGCCAAUCUUGGUGCAUUCUGGUCUGUUGAAUGGAGGCCCACAGGUUUCGGGUAUAUUUUUCAAAGAUUUGUUUACAGUAAAUGCUGAAUGCGUGGAAAGGUUCCUUACAGUAUACGCGAUAAAUGUGGAUGAAGGCUAAGCUUUGGGUUGUUUGAAUCUGCAGUAAAAAACCUCUUACUUGGUGUAGCCAUUUUCAAAAUAAAUUCAGAACCGUUUCUCAUGGCUAACCCCUGCCAUAGACAUGACAUUUUGAAGUUGUAGAAUUGAAAAUACUUUAGGAAACGUGCAUAACGUAAGCAAAAUCCCCAUAACAUAUUGCCUAAAUCUAAGCUAACUUUCAGCACAGAGCAAAGUUUAAGGAAGUUGGACUUUCCCCAGGCCUAGACACUGACAUCCCAAGAAGUGCAAUUAUAAUGUAUUUGUUUACCAGCUGGAGUGUCGUAAAGUCUACUAGCUGGAAUUAUGGUAUGAAAAGCACAAGGGUGCUGAAUGUAGCUGGGUUCCACCCCCAACCCCCACCUAACUGGAGGAUGGUUAUAGAAUUAGUACUGUUGGAACAGGGUACAAAUCACAGAUUAAUAAGCUUUUGUGGGCUAUAGCCCACAUCAUCGGAUGCAUAGAGUCCAGCCUAUGCAUCCAAUGAAGCGGGCUGUGCCCCACGAAAGCUUAUGCUCAAAUAAAUGUUAGUCUCUAA